ACCAAAAAUUUUAAAAUAAGAUUUUAAGAUUUAUUACAAGGUAAAUCAGAAUUAUACUUUAAGCUAUUUCGUCACGUUUAUUACGUAUUUAAUCAUAUGCGCAAGAAUGGAAAAUGUGACGGAGAAAGAAUGACCUUUCCAGAUAGAUCACACGUUAGAACGUGAGGGUGUGGUUACUAACGGUGUGAAAACGUGUAUUUCUUAAAUAUUAUAUAUAUAAUGGAAUUCCUUCUACAAAAAUAUGUACAUUUUGAAAAGAGUAUACUACACAGCUUAGAAGAUAAUGGUAUAAAACAUCGGAUAAAUACUAACACUGGACUAUGGCUUGGCACAUUAGUAGGUCUAAGUGCAAUUUUAACUAUAUUGAAAGAAGAUACUAGUUAUUCUGAAAUAUGCCUUAUUGUUGGUCUCACAGGAAUUGGUCUUGUUGUUUGUUCUAUAUGUUUAUAUUUGAGAUUAUCAACUGAAAAAGUAACAGUUAGAGAUUUUCAAGCGAUAUAUUUUUUACCAGCUAUAAUAACAUCUUUAUUGUACCUUUUUGUGGCAAAUAAAGGAUUACUGGUGAGCGUCAUAUGGGGCUUAGGUGUUGGAAGUUUAGGUACCUGGGGCAUUUUGCAAUUGAUGUCUACAUUUUCUUAUUGCUUCACAAUUGGAGAAGCAACAGCAGUUAUGCAUGGAUGUAUUUUGUUUAUAAUGUCUGUAGUAACCAAUUUACCAUUAAGAUAUCACUUGCCACCAAUUCAUGAUGAUGAUAUUACAACAGUCUUUUUACAGGUUGCAAUACUAUAUGUGAUAUCAAUAUGUUUAAUAUCUAGUUAUUUUUCAAUGUUUCACGUGACCAAAAAUUUUUAUAUAUUUACAAUCACCCUUUUAUUAAUUGUAUUUUUACCAUCAAUGUAUGCUUUAUUGGACCAAAAUCCUUUAAUUUGGAUGUUUUACUUCAUUUGUAAUAAAACAAAUAAGAUCAUUUUAAUUGCAUACUGGGCUGUAUGUUUAUUAUUAGGUGUAAUAGUUGUUAUUUAUCAAGUAUCAUUGAAUCUUCGAGCAACAACUUCAACUAGAAAAAUAUUUCAUUUAUUAGCUGUACUUGUGUAUAUACCUGGUUUAAUAUAUGAACGUACAUUGCUGUAUUUUGCUAGUGGUUUGAUAAUGGGACUAUUUGUAUUUCUUGAGUUGAUGAGGUACUUAAGAAUACCACCUCUUGGAAAAGUACUGCAGCAAGGAUUUUCUGUAUUUGUUGAUGAGAAAGAUAACUUGGUUUCUUUGACACCAUUAUAUUUAUUUUGUGGUUUAUCUUUUCCUCUUUGGAUGCCUACCAACAAUCUUUCAUUAUUACCUUUGCUCAGUGGUAUUCUAACAGUUGGUGUGGGGGAUACUGCUGCUAGUUUCAUUGGUAGUAAAUGGGGCUUCCACAAAUGGCCUAAUUCAGAUAAGUCUAUUGAAGGAACAAUUGCUUGUAUUCUUAGUCAAAUUGGAUUAAUAUGUUUAUUAAUAUUUAUGGGCUAUAUCAAUAAUGGUUGGUUAUUUUUACGAAGCUUGCUAUCAAGUAUUCUGUUGUCUUUUGUUGAAGCACAAACAAAUCAGGUUGACAAUUUAGCAUUGCCUUUGUUGAUGUACAUGUGUCUAAGAGUUUAGAUAUUUAAUUAAUAUAAAUGUUGA
Messenger RNA from Eufriesea mexicana, 1659 nucleotides. RefSeq names its product Dolichol kinase (gene Dolk). Gene Ontology annotation, cellular component: endoplasmic reticulum membrane. Gene Ontology annotation, biological process: dolichyl monophosphate biosynthetic process. The record is from RefSeq and is a predicted model, not a curated record. The transcript is spliced from 7 exons. The coding region runs from base 220 to 1635 and encodes 471 amino acids. Lineage: Eukaryota; Metazoa; Arthropoda; Insecta; Hymenoptera; Apidae. Gene Ontology annotation, molecular function: dolichol kinase activity.